UUGUUGCAUUUGCACCGCAGUUAAAGAAAACAAAGAACGGCAAUUCGAUUGGUGUUCUUUGAGUAGAACGUGUUUAUUUCGUAAUGGACCAGCUAAAAGGCUUACUUAAGUCCUACGAGGCAUGGGUAGCCAAAAAUCCCGAUGUAGUCGGCGACUUCGAGACUACGGCCAAAUGGGUUUCAUAUUUUGUGGCAGGUCGCAUAUCGAACUCCAAUGUACUCUCCGAGCUAGUCUACACGUUAUCCAAUAUGCUGGUGUUCUACAACGAUCGCAUUAUCGACAAGGCACGUGGUGCCAACGAAAACGCCGUAAUCCGGCUUCAGUCCGGCCUUUGCUAUCGUCUAAAGGUCACGCUGACGACGCUCGAAUACUCUGAGGUGUUUAUCGAGAUAUCAGCGCGACGCUUGUUUGGCCAAACGGGCAAAUGGCUGGUGAUAGCGCUCAUACAAGUCUUCAAAGCAGCUGGCCGUUUGUUUCUGCUCAAGCAUUCCACCUCGGACAUUAUCACGUCACCGCCCAUCGCAGCUUUGAACCGUCGUGCACUGAGCAAACAGCGUACACCGGAGGCAUCUGUUGCCCAGUCGGAGCAUUCCAUAACGUUUCAAUUGAAACGUUCCGGCCGCCUUAUACGUAAAGUUGAGGGCGCACCGCCCAUACAAUACCGUGACUUUAAGUUGCAUGUGGACAAUGCGGAUGCGGCCAAAACACAAAUACCACGCGAGCUACUCCAAGCGGAAUACUUGUACAUUGCCAAACCGCUCAUCCAUUUGACGGCCAUGGGCUUGUUCGGUCAGCGCAGCUGGAAGCAGUACAUGAUCGCACUGUCCCUUGAUUUGUAUAGCGUACAUCUGUAUCGCCAGCAUAGGCAUCUUAUGUCCAAGCAGCAGAAACUGGAGCUAAGCAGACGCUGCAUCAAUCUGUUGUACUUCCUCGUGCGUUCGCCCUUUUAUGAUAACUACAGCAAGACGCGCAUCGAACGAAUUUUGAGCUUCGUGGGGCAGCAUGUGCCCCUUGUCAAAUUGGUGGCCGGACCCCUGCGCGAAUACAUUCCGCAAUGGCAGAACACCUACUUUUAUCUGUGGUCCACUUGAGGCUCUAUAACAAGUAUUCCGUUUUAAGCUAAGUUAUAAAGUAAUGAAUGGAUUAGUGGGCGAUUUGCGCACAGGUUGAGAGAAAUUGAUGGAGUAAGGAGAUUACUGCUGACAUCCUCUUAAGAUUUCUGUCAUGCUGGUUUAGAUGGUGAGAUUUUUUAGUAUGUUGUGUGUUUGUAUGGCUUUUUAAAUUAUAUUUGGAACAAUAUUUGUACACAUACAUUAAACGAUAUUUUUUGUUUCCUCUUUUUUCAUCUUACACGCUAAACUAUACAUAACAAUUAUUCAAAUUGGCUACAAAU
Drosophila novamexicana is the source of this 1393-nucleotide messenger RNA. It is a transcript of the gene Pex16, whose product is annotated as peroxisomal membrane protein PEX16. The record is from RefSeq and is a predicted model, not a curated record. Gene Ontology annotation, biological process: peroxisome organization. The transcript has 2 exons. Gene Ontology annotation, cellular component: peroxisomal membrane. Bases 84 to 1091 code for a protein of 335 amino acids. NCBI's taxonomy places the organism in Eukaryota, Metazoa, Arthropoda, Insecta, Diptera, Drosophilidae.